Messenger RNA from Bemisia tabaci, 960 nucleotides. It is a transcript of the gene Alr, whose product is annotated as Evr1_Alr domain-containing protein Alr. Gene Ontology annotation, molecular function: flavin adenine dinucleotide binding; flavin-dependent sulfhydryl oxidase activity. Gene Ontology annotation, cellular component: mitochondrion. The record is from RefSeq and is a predicted model, not a curated record. Lineage: Eukaryota; Metazoa; Arthropoda; Insecta; Hemiptera; Aleyrodidae.
CACCUUCUGUAUUGGUUCUAUUCAUAUCAUAUUCAUGAAUUUCAUCAUCAUCAUUCUCUACUCACGUUUACCAGCAGAGUUACUCUAGUUUCAGCAGUGUGGUAAUUGAAAUUUUUGAACUGUGUCAUAUUUUGUUAUUAUUUUCGACAGCAAUGCCGACGUCCAGGGAAAAAUCAAGAUAUGAGCCUGUGGAUACCCCUGAAACUGAGGCUUUCAACCACUUCACUUCCAACAAUAAACACAGCACUGCAGCCCCAUGCAGAGCUUGCACGGAUUUCAAAAGUUGGGCGAAAGCUCAGACCAGCUACACUAAGGGAAAACCGAAUUCGAAAGGUUCCCCGGAGUCUGAGACUAGUCAAAAUGGGACGGCUGAACAUCCAAUGACAGCAACAAAGUCGCAAUUACAUAUCUUAGGAAAUAACUGUCCUCUGGACAAAGAUCAACUAGGUUACCAAACAUGGGGAUUAUUGCAUACAAUGGCUGCUUACUAUCCAGAUCAUCCAACAGAUCGGCAGCGCAAAGAUAUGUCAAAAUUUUUUGUUCUCCUCUCCCGUUUUUAUCCUUGUGAAACAUGCGCAAAAGAUUUUUCAGAUAUGAUAUCAAUUCGUCCUCCAGUCACAACUUCACAAGAAUCACUGUCACAAUGGCUUUGUUGGGCACACAACAAUGUAAACUACCGAUUGGGGAAGCCCUUGUUUGAUUGCAGUCGCGUCAAUGAGAGGUGGCGUGAUGGUUGGACCGAUGGGUCUUGUGAUCCAUAAUUGUUCUAAGUAGAGAGUGUUGAUUGUUUGAAAAGCUGUCCUUGUUAAGAUGUCUCAUUGAGAUAUGACUCUUUCAUUUAAGCUUAACUUACUGUCAUCCUUUUUAGCAUUCUAAAUGAGUGUAAAUAAUACUUUCAUAUUGUCCAUUGUAUUACUAGUGAUAUCUUCUCAAUAAAUUGUUAAUUUGUUUUAAUUUAAA